CCUCAGCUGGCGACUCACUUUCCUCACGCAGCGAACGACUCACUUUCCUCACGCAGUGAACGACUCACUUUCCUCAGCUGGCGACUCACUUUCCUUACGCAGCGAACGACUCACUUUCCGCAGCCGAUGAAGUGAUGUGUGAAAUAUUUCAGCUUCAGGCCACUCAAGAUCCAGGAGUGCAGCUUUCACCCAGACGGCCAGUCAGGUUGGGACACAUGGAUCUGGUGACAAUGAUCAGGAACCGCUGCCAAACCCAGCCCAGCCACUGAGUCAAGCGCUACCUGGAUAUUUAGCACCUCUGCCUUCCGAGUUGGCUUCUUCUGUGUCAGCAGAUCAGAGGAAGAGGAAGAGGCAGAGCGGCAGUCAGCAAGCUCCAGAUGAUGGACGUCCAUCCACCUCAUAUAAGAGACCUGCCAAACGGACUUGCACAGCUUCAGGCCGCUCAAGAUCCAGGAGUGCAGCUUUUACCCAGACGGCCAGUCAGGAGGUUGGGACACAUGGCUCUGGUGACAACAAUGAUCAGGAACCACUGCCAAACCCAGCCAGCCACUGUGAGUCAAGAGCUACAUGGAUAUUUAGCACCUCUGCCUUCUGAGUUGGCUUCUUCUGUGUCAAAAGAUCAGACUCUCGGGAAGUGGAAGAGGCAGAGCGGCAGUCAGCAAGCUCCAGAUGAUGGAUGUCCAUCCACCUCAUAUAAGAGACCUGCCAAAAGGACUUGCACAGAAGCAUAUGCGAAGGGUCCAUUGCUGGGGCAAGGUGGAUUUGGCUCUGUGUAUGCUGGGACCCACAGGUCUGAUGGACUUCCAGUUGCCAUCAAGUAUGUCACUAAAGGGAGGAUGAACAAGAGGCUGAAAGUUGAAGGCCAGGGUCUGCUGCUGCUGGAGGUUGCACUGAUGACCCGGGUCAAUUCAGCUCCUGCCUGCCCCAAUGUCCUGCAGCUUGUGGAGUGGUUUGACCCUCCCACUGAUUACAUCAUGAUCCUGGAACGACCAGUUCCUUGCCAAGAUCUCCAGAGUUUCUAUGAGGAGAACGGCUGUCUAGAUGAGAGCCUGGCCAAGAAAGUGCUGGUCCAGCUCAUCACUGCGCUGAAACAUUGCAAGAGCCGUGGAGUCUUGCACCGGGACGUCAAGCCUCAGAACCUGCUGAUUUCCACAGUUUCUCAUAACAUCAAGCUGCUGGACUUUGGUUGUGGAGACCUCCUAAAGGACUCUGCCUACACAUCGUUUGCAGGCACUCUUCAGUGCGCCCCUCCUGAGUGGUUUCUUCAGCACCACUACCAUGCAGGACCGGCUACUGUUUGGUCAGUGGGGGUGACGCUCUACAAGAUCUUAUGUGGUUUUUUACCCUUCAGAGUCUCAUGGAGGGUCACCUCUAACAGCAGACUGCACUUCCCUAGAGAGCUGUCUACAGGCAAGAGAUAGCAUACAUUCAGAGAUAGAGCCAGCAGAGAAGUUUGUUCUGUUGUGUUACUGAAGGCAAGUACUGUGUUGUGUGUAACAGAAUGCCGUCACUUGAUUAGCUGGUGUCUCAGUGCAGCGGUGGCAGACCGGCCUAGCUUAGACGACAUUGAGUGCCAUCCCUGGUUACACUGAACAGGUGGCCAGUGACAUUACACUUAUCUGAAGCACAGCAGUCAUAGGUUGGAUUGGAUUGUUAGGAUCAGUCUAGAUAAAAGGUUUUAAUUAUUGGUAUGGGUGAUCAGGAGUGAUACAGGACCUGCAGAGACGGCUUCCUGUGCACCUACGGAAAAGAGGAGUGGACCAUGAACUAAUGGACGCUCCACAAACAUGUUAUUUUCUCCUCUGCUCCCCUGGUAGGGUCCCUGUGUGGAUGAACAUGCAGCUGAAUCCAGAGCCUUGAUGGGUCAGAGUUCAGCUAGUUGGGCAGAGU
Megalobrama amblycephala (Wuchang bream) is the source of this 1890-nucleotide messenger RNA. RefSeq names its product serine/threonine-protein kinase pim-3-like. The record is from RefSeq and is a predicted model, not a curated record. Gene Ontology annotation, molecular function: ATP binding; protein serine/threonine kinase activity. Gene Ontology annotation, biological process: negative regulation of apoptotic process; protein autophosphorylation; regulation of mitotic cell cycle. NCBI's taxonomy places the organism in Eukaryota, Metazoa, Chordata, Actinopteri, Cypriniformes, Xenocyprididae. Gene Ontology annotation, cellular component: cytoplasm.